AUGACAAGUAGCAGUAGUCAAGUGAAAAAAACCGGAAAGAAAUCACGAACUAAAACUAAAACAAGUUCUACACAGAGUAUGAGAACAGCACAGAAAUUAUCGAAAUUGAAAUUGAAAGGGGAAAAAUCGAAGAAGUUAUCACGAGAUAGUGAAUCAUCAUUAUCAACCAAAUCUAUCGAAAAAGCUUCACCUACGCCAUCACGAAGCAGCAGAUGGCAAAGGUUCCAUAAGAUUCAGCUUUCAACAACUAAUGCGAUUACUUACAAUAUAGACGAGAAGGCAAAAGAAGGAAUGAAGAUUGAACCAAAAUUAUUAAAUUGGAAUAUUUUGGGUGGUUUACAAAAAGUAUAUUUAACUAAUCAUAGCGAUGAAAGGAAAGCGAUCAAGAUAAAAUGCUCUGAUAACUAUUUGUAUCGUGUCGGUCGUGUUUUUACCUUUGUUGAGCCAGGUGAAAUGAUCGAUAUUGAUAUCGUUCGUCAGAAUGGUGGUGCUAAACCUGAUAAAAUGCUUUUCCUUUGGACUAAGGCAGAAAAAAGUGAUGAAGAUGCUUCAAAGUUAUUCAACAAAUUUUCAACUUAUCCGAUGCUUGUGCUACCUCUUACAGUUAACAUUCCUACAGAGUAG
This is a messenger RNA of Cercopithifilaria johnstoni, 624 nucleotides long. The record is from the annotation of a GenBank genome assembly. NCBI's taxonomy places the organism in Eukaryota, Metazoa, Nematoda, Chromadorea, Rhabditida, Onchocercidae.